AUGACGUCAUACCCGGAGAACUUCAAUGACACCGUGAUAAAGGCUUAUGAUGAAGGGUUUCCCCUUCUCAUGCCGAGGUGGGGAUACGUGGUGUCGGCUUUCGUGCUCUUCCUUAUUGGGUUCUUCGGCUUCUUCCUCAAUCUGAUGGUGAUACUCCUCAUGUUCAAGGAUCGGCAGUUGUGGACACCUUUGAACAUAAUUCUGUUCAACCUGGUGUGUUCCGACUUCUCCGUUUCCGUCCUUGGGAACCCCUUCACGUUGAUAUCAGCGCUCUUCCACCGAUGGAUCUUCGGCAGAACAAUGUGCGUUCUCUACGGAUUCUUCAUGGCCUUACUGGGUAUAACAUCAAUAACAACGUUAACAGUGAUAUCGUUCGAGCGGUACUUGAUGGUGACGAGGCCGCUUAGCUCUCGGCACCUGAGCUCCAAAGGCGCCUGUAUGUCCAUAGUAUUUAUCUGGACCUACUCCCUGGCUCUCACGACCCCGCCACUCAUGGGAUGGGGGAACUACGUCAACGAGGCUGCUAAUAUAAGUUGUUCAGUGAACUGGCACGAGCAGUCGAUGAACACGCUCACGUAUAUCAUGUUCCUGUUCGCCAUGGGGCAGAUCCUGCCGCUGUCCGUUAUCACGUUCAGCUACGUCAACAUCAUCAGGACCCUCAAGCAGAACUCGCAGCGCCUGGGUCGCGUGAGCCGGGCAGAGGCUCGGGCCACCGCCAUGGUCUUUAUCAUGAUCAUCGCCUUCACCGUCGCCUGGACUCCGUACUCCUUAUUCGCUCUAAUGGAACAGUUCGCCACGGAGGGAAUUGUGUCACCAGGAGCCGGUGUAAUACCAGCAUUAGUCGCGAAGAGCUCCAUCUGUUACGACCCACUUAUAUACGUGGGCAUGAAUACACAAUUUCGUCAGUCUAUCAAAAGAAUUUUCGGCAUUCAUACCAAGUCCAAAAAAUCUCAGUCGGAGAAAGGCUACAACAAUACUGUAAUGUCACCGGGCCACAAACUAUCCAGCUUUAACAACACCACACGCUUCAACUCGGAGACCAACUCUUCAACAUUGGCAAAAACACCUAAAGAUAAGAAACCAGGGGCAUCGUGCGAUGGUUUUGAAACAACAAACAAUGAUUACUUAAAGCCUUACGGUAGAAAUCCUGAAUUAUGUACUAUUCAAGAAUAUAAGACGACGUCAGAUACAGAAAGGUCAGGCGAAUCACUAUGCGAUGACACAAGCAGUAACAAAAAACUAAACAUGUUCGGAGAAUCCUGCAAAGGGCUAAAUGAAAAAUCACCCGUGCUCACUUUCAUGGACUCCGAAAGAUUACUCUUCAGUAAAAUUGCCAAGAACCAAGAAGAUAGCGAGCAAACGAACGAAACAGUAUUGUCAUACGGCAACAAAGCCUUCGAAGCCCACGCCACUGACGAACCAGCAAAAGACACAUACGAAGUUGAAAAUGAAUACCAAACGUUCAGAAAACAUAAAAUGAUCAGACAAAGUUUCUCGCUCGACUUCACGCGCCACUCCUGUGAGAAUAAGAAAAGGAAACUGUCAAUAGAAACGAAAUUGGAAAAUUUUAUCCAACCGAAAGGUUUUAUUAAAGACACAAUUAGUAAACUUUUCGAUCAGGACGCCAAACAAGUUCAGGAUAGUUUUAAAAGUUAUUUGUGCGAUAAAAACGAAUUAGGCAACGAGGAUUUGUAGUUUCAGUUGGAAGCGUUUGUUAGGAACGAUCUCAAAUUACCGAGCAGAUAAUGCGGUGAGCUGCAAACCGCAGUCUGCCGCAAGGUCGGAAGGUGCUGCCAGUAUGUCAUGAGGCCAGUAUAUAUGUUAAAGUAAGAAUGACGGCUUAAAUCAAAGAUCUGUGAUAUAGAUAUGAGUGCCAAGAUAAAUAUUAAAAGAUUUAUUUUUGGGAAUGGUAAAAGUUAAGUAAAUUACAUUAUAAUCUUGAGUACUAAGAUGUAGAGGUCAUCACUGUUGGAUAAUUGAAUUAAUUUGGUUGCCUGCGUCUAAUGUUUAAGGAAGUUACGAAUUGCUCCAGACUUUCAGUCUGUAAUGUAAAUAUUAAUUAUAAUAAAUACAGGGGUGCUGCUUGGAGACAGUUUAAACAUUGUAUUUAUGGGUUUGAUGUACUUAACGGAGAUAUUCUAUUAAAUUAUCAAUAGUAUUAAUUAAAUUUUCUUGGCUGUAAUAUAGUAAUUAUAAUUUGUCUUUUUUAAGUGAGUAUUUAAUGAUUGUUGAUUAGUAUGAAGCGGGGUUGCUCAAAAACACCUUCAUAUAUUAUUUUUUCCGAUAAAAUUAGAUAUAAGGUUCCGAGCUUUAUCAUAAUAUAACUAUUUAAUAAUAAAAACAUAAUCAUAGACAUCCGUAUUAUUUGGAAAAAUAUGAAUUCUAAAAGUCAAUUAGUUCCCUUAAGGAUUGUUAAAAUAAAUUUCAUUAUCUUUCGGUGAUGGAUAAUAUAAAUUUAUGUAUUUAGAAUUUAAAUUGAUUUUGCUCAUAAAUCAGUCUAAUUGUAUUCCGAGCAAGGACCUCAUCGAUUGGAAAAUACGAAAUAGGAGAGUACUUCGAACAUUCAUUCAAUACGAAUUUAUAACAUUUUAUUAGAAAUUCGUUGUUGCCAGUGUAGCUUUGGGACAUAAUAAGAUUUAACACCUCAUGUCUCAGGAUGGUGAGCGCAGUGGAAUACCAAACAAUGUAAUUCAAUGUUUUGGAUGGCGCUUCUGCUGUUUAUGAGCGGUCGUAUCGCUUACCAUCAAGCGAACGGCAAGCUCGUCUCGUCGUUCAAAGCAGUAAAAAAAGCGAAAAAAGUAUGAUUCAGUCAGAGUUCUAUUAAUUGUCAUAUUUAUUUGGUUUUACAAUUACCAAUAUCACAAGAUUUUCUUUAUAUUCAGUGAAUAAAUUAUAAUUAACAACAGCUCUAAAUCCGAUACCAUAUUCCUUUGCAGUUAAAGAUUACAAUUGUUUCCCGAAGCUCGUUAUCAAAAUCUACGCUAUUGAUUUUGGCUUACAACACUUGACAUAUCGGGUGUGGACUAGAUAAUCUCCACUUUCAACCCCUAUUAAAAGUCCACUGCUUUAUCCUACACAUGAAAAAUGAACACCACAAAAUUCCAAUCAUUUAGGUCCAAUAUUUUAAAACAUAAAUAUAUUAUUUCAUUAGAUGUAUUUGUAUAUUUGUUGUAUUUAUUAUCGACAAUAAGAAUUUACUAGUAUAGUAUAAUGUUUGAUAUUUGUAAAAUCUUUUUUUCAAUAUGUAAAUCAACUUUGGCGAAGGUGUAAUAAUAAUGAGUCAGAUAAAGGAAAAGGUUCGAAACACGAACGCCUUUUCAAUAUUUUUCCUGGUUAUUGUGACAUCAAAGAGAUUAAUAUUACACUUUUAUAUCAAGAAACAAUUCAAUACAAUGUGUCUUUCUUUGUUUUAUAUUCAAUAUAUUUCACUAUAGUAUGCCAUUAAAAUGUAUGUCGUCAUAUUUAUAAACCGAAGAUAUAAAUAAAUAUUACCAUAUCUUUAAAUCAAUGUCUAUUUACAAUAUUUGUAAGAAAUAAGUGAACCAAAGAUAAAUGAUAUGAAAAUAGAGUGAAAAUCAUUUAUAGCGACGCUUGCAUAAUUUGGCGCAGUUGAGCUAACAACGAUAAACCAUAUAUGAAUAAAUAGAUCAUUUAAUAUUACAUAUUAUAUUGUUAUCAUUCCAACUUAAUAAAUUCAUGCUUACAUAAUUAACAACACAAUAUAAAAUUAAGUAUAUUUGUUACGCAAUUUUCAACCUAAUGUCGUCUUAUGAAAACAAAUGUUGUACAUAAGAGUUUCAUAAAUACUUGUCUUUUGAAAUGUCUAUUUUAAUUGUAGAAAGUUACCGCCCACAAUGUGCAUGUUACGUGUUAAUGUAACGAAAAAACACGCCAGUUACCUGAGAUUUCAAAAUAUACCUACAGAAUAUGGAUGUGAACUCAACGCCUACCUAUAAUAAUUCAAAAAAAUAUAUAAAUAUGCCAUACGCUAGAGCAGGGAUGGCGAACCAGCGGCACACGUGCCAGUGGUGGUACCAGCCAGGGCCCUUAUUCUGUAUGAUAGUGUAAACGCGUAACGCGGCCGUGUCAUGUUAUCUUCGUGAAAUGUGCGUGGAACGGUAUUCUGUAAGCCAAUCUCUAUAGUCCUAAACAUGAUGCGUUGUAUUACGUGCUUGUUACGCACUGUUAAAAUAACGUGCGGGAUAGAGAAUAAGGCCCCAGGUAUGCGAGUAAUAUGCCAAACAUUGUGUAAUGUAUCUUACAUUGGGCUUCACUUCGCUAAACAUCAGGUGUUGUGAAGUCAUUUUGCCGAACCCCGAUUAAAAAAAAUAGAUGAAUCAUAAAAAAAGUCGCUAAAAGGGACACUCGGUUAGAUAAAACAGGACCUGGAUAGCACGUUGCAGGUAUUUUUUUUAUAAAUAAUGGCGUUAACCAUUAAAGGUUCGCCAUCCCUGCCCUAAAACCUCAUUUACCGCUAUUUUUAAUAAACAAUCCCAAUUUAAAAUCGCUUUUUCGAUCUAUCUCAAAAUGGACCAGUCAGAACACGCCUAUAAAUGCCUUUGAAAUAAAACUAUUUUCAGAUUUUAUCGUAGUUUUUUAUAAUAUAUAAUUUUUCCGACGUAUUUUUUUUUUAUUACAUUGAAAUAGAUAUUAUUUACAUAGCAGCCAAGCCAGUUAUUUUUUAACACGCUUACAAAUGCCUUGAAAUAUACUAUUUUUCGGAUGUUAUCGCAGGUUUUCAUAAUAUAUAAUUUUCUCCCGGUAUAUUUUUUUUUAUAUAAAAUGUAAAUAGAUAUUGUAACUUCGACUUUUCGGACGACCAACACCGCAGUCUCUCCGUGAACAUGAAGACUGCAGACUUCGAAACGUUGGGAGGAAAUUAUAAUAUUAAAAACGGCGAUAAAAACCGAAAAAUAGGGUUUUUUGAAUGGUAAACAUAAGAAAUCAUUAAGCUUACGAAUGAGUUUUGAUUGGUUCGUUCUCGGAAUCGGAAUGAAGAUUCAGAUUUGGGUAGUUUAUUAAAAACGGCUCUUAGACGGAGCAAUUAUUGCUAUCAAUAUAUACUUGCAUGAAUAAUUCAGCAAGUUAUUAGGUCAAUUAUUCGCUAAAAAUCUAGAUUUGGCGUCAAAAGACUCAACGCCAACGCGGGUAAGAAUUGCCUCACCAUUUCGCAAGUUCAGACGGGGUAACAUUUUAAGCAAUAAUUGCGUACGAUUAUUGCUAGCAACCAUUGAUUCGUCUAAAUGAUAACAUAUCUGGUUUAUGUUAUUGUUUUGAGAACAAAUCCAAUGAAAAGUGCUCCGUACGGACACAUACACAUUUUUAAUUCUGCGAUGUAAUUUUAAUGAGUUCAUAUUUAAACUCUUACCAACAAAAGGCAGCUAUCACGUGUUGUAUGAAAUCGUCCCAAUUGGGACGUUUUCGGGACUUCAAAUUGCGCCUUCUAAUAGCAUAUCGAUCUCAUAUUGUAAUAUAUGAAGGACCGCCUUACACUGGAGCUGGGGAAAAAUCAACUUAACCCCAAGGGCCAGUAGUUUAGCCCCUUGUACCUACUGCUCGAAAAAGAAAGGUUUAAGAAUAAAAAAUACCUUUCCGUCCAGAUUGAAGACUUUAAUCUGAAACUGGAACAAAGGACGAAAGGCGAAACUAAUUAAGACUUGAACAAAAUAAUUAUAUAUUAAACAACUUGAAUCUUACCUAGCAACAGUUAAUGUCAGUCGGUAUAAAGGUUUUGACUGUAUUUACAUUUUUUCUUAAGUAAGAUUAGGGUUGUAACGAAAAUAUACACACAUUACGCAUUUAUUCCUGAAGGGGUAUGCAGAGGCGCAACCAGGGCACCAACUUUUCGCCAAGUGUGUUCCGUCCCAUGGUGUGAUAGGGGGCAUCGCCAUAUCAGGCACAUAUUCCGGAGUCCGAGUUGAUACUGAGCAAAAAAAACCCAAAUAUCACUUUGCCCGACCCGGGAUUUGAACACAAGACCUCCGAGCGCUGCCAUGCCGCGAAUGCAGUACAACUACGCUAUCGUAGCAGUCGAAACGAAAAUAUUGUGUCCAUAACAUAUAAUUAAGUGGAAGAUUUAUAUUUAGCAAGGACUUUUCCUUACCAAUACAUACCUUUAACUGUGAUUAAUUUGAAUACUUUGACUUUUUAGGGAGCUGCCAUACAGCAAUCUAUAUAUAACAUUAACAUUUUCUACAUUAUUUGUUGCAAUUUCUUCCCAAAUUUUAUUAUAAAAUAUUAAGUAUAAGUGUUUUACGUAUUGUCUAAGUAUAAUAAUAUAAACGUUUAUAGCAAAAAAAACCUGUAACGUUACAACCCUAAAAACGAAUACUACGAAUGCAUGAAAAAUAAUAAUUUUAAAUAGUUACAUGUGUGUUUAGUUCGAAUAUUUAUCGUUUAGAUGUACGCCGAAGAUUAUUUUAUAGAAUUUGUGAUUUAAUGUUUUUUAAAUAUAUUAAAAACUUUGUCUUUA
Manduca sexta (tobacco hornworm) is the source of this 6472-nucleotide messenger RNA. Its product is annotated as pinopsin. The transcript has 7 exons. Gene Ontology annotation, cellular component: membrane; photoreceptor outer segment. The coding region runs from base 1 to 1695 and encodes 564 amino acids. Gene Ontology annotation, molecular function: G protein-coupled receptor activity. NCBI's taxonomy places the organism in Eukaryota, Metazoa, Arthropoda, Insecta, Lepidoptera, Sphingidae. Gene Ontology annotation, biological process: G protein-coupled receptor signaling pathway. The record is from RefSeq and is a predicted model, not a curated record.